AUGGCUCUUUAUGUCUCAGCAAUUGCAUUUGUUGUGCCACCUGGACAGGAACCACUUCCUGGACAAUGGGCUGUCGGUAGUAUUACCAUAUUGCUAGCUUGGUUUAAUCUAUUAGAUUAUCUUCAGAACUUACCUACAAUUGGUAUUUAUGUUGCAAUGUUUCGAUCUGUUUCAUUGACAUUUUUCAAGGUCGGAGCGUUACUGGUUUUUCUUAUCGUUGCAUUUGGAUUGAGCUUUUAUAUUAUUUUGGGUCAUGAGAAAGCAUUCAGUAGCGGAUUAUAUUCAAUCCUUAAGACUUUUGACAUGAUGGUUGGGGAAUUGGAUUACAAUGAUAUGUUCUUCACACCAAUCUAUGAAAAAAGAACUCGUUAUCCAUUUGAUAUUCUUGCUAUCAUAAUUUUUCUUACUUGUACCACUUUCUUACCUAUCGUUGCUAUCAAUUUAACGGUUGGUUUAGCCGUUGGCGAUAUCGAUAAAAUUGAGCGUAAUGCUGUCCUAAGUCGGAUUAAAGUUCAAGUGGAAUUUCUUGAUCAGAUUGAAAGAGAAUUACCCUCCAUAAUAAGGGAAAGGCUUUACUACAGUCAAGAGGAAAAGAAAGAGCUAGGCUUUCAAAUGAAGCUGAAAACUUACUUUAAACAAGCGCAAGAUGUAGUCGAAGUAGAAGAUGAAGACAAUAACACUCAGAAUGAGAUUGAAGAAGUGAAAGACCAAUUAAAACACCAAGAUGAAAAGUAA
Trichoplax adhaerens is the source of this 735-nucleotide messenger RNA. RefSeq lists its product as uncharacterized. NCBI's taxonomy places the organism in Eukaryota, Metazoa, Placozoa, Uniplacotomia, Trichoplacea, Trichoplacidae. The record is from RefSeq and is a predicted model, not a curated record. Gene Ontology annotation, biological process: monoatomic ion transport; transmembrane transport. Gene Ontology annotation, molecular function: monoatomic ion channel activity. Gene Ontology annotation, cellular component: membrane. Bases 1 to 735 code for a protein of 244 amino acids. The transcript is spliced from 6 exons.